CCGCACAGCAGCCAGUCUUGGGAAACAAUCGAAGCAAAUCGGUCGCACAAAAUGGCAGCGAAAAGCAAUAUCUUCUGGCUCCACAUUGGAGCGCUGCUCACCUUCACGGGCCAUCGAACUUUGGCCCUGGACUUUGAGGAGUGCGCCAGUGCCCCGCAGCUGGGUGUGUAUGUGGCCAGCCACACCAACUGCUCCAAGUAUAUUUACUGCGCCGGCGCGGGCUCCUUUGAGGCCGAGUGCCUCGGUGAGCACUACUACGACGACAUCCUGGAGCGCUGCGUGGAUCGUGCGCUGGUGAAGCGAUGUCAGGCAAAGGCCUUGGAUGUGGAUGUGGAUUUGGCAGGCAACACAACCGAAUCGCCAACGAUCAGGCGAAUAUUUACGGAUUUGAUAGUGAACACAGCGACAUCACCACAACCGCUGGCCAUAACGCUGCGAUUGCUGCACAAUGCUGGGCCCUGUUAUCCCUAUAUGGUGUGCUACGAGGGCGCGGGCCUGGCCAAGACCUGCACACCCGCCCAGCUGGUGUCGUGCGCUCAGCGGCAGCCGGCCAGAGCCAUAAGCAGCUGCCUCACCGGUGUCUAUGGCUUCAUGCCGCAUCCGCGCAAUUGCGCCUACUUCUACUACUGCUCCAAUGGCUACAAGAUCAUCCAUCGCUGUCCCCUGAACUACAGCUGGAACUACGAGCAGCGCUCCUGUGUGCAGAGAUCACAGCAAAAGUGCUACAGUCAGACGCUGAGACUGCGCAAGCAAUAGAUGCCCGUGCAACAUGGUUGGCUGCCACAUUAAAUAGAUUUCAAAAUAGAUUUACUUUAAGUUUAAAGUUUAGAGUUAGUAUAAAUAGCUAAACGUGUACUCCAUCUCUACAAUUAAAAAUUAAACAGCUGCAAAUGCCGGGCAACAUUCGAGAGCUUGUCCAUGUAAAUGCUGAUAUGUCCCCUUCCUGCCUUU
Molecule: messenger RNA, 951 nt
Organism: Drosophila obscura
Lineage: Eukaryota; Metazoa; Arthropoda; Insecta; Diptera; Drosophilidae
Cellular component (GO): extracellular region
Molecular function (GO): chitin binding
Source: RefSeq, a predicted model, not a curated record